GAAACAGCGUUCAUCUCAAGCCAGGCUAUACUAGACCGCUUUUCUUAAACUCUGUGGCCUAAAACAACCCUACAGUAUUGAUUUUUGCCUUGUCGUGCUUGUAUGUGUCCCUUCGUUAAGGAAUAACGUGACACAUAUGUGAUGACGUAAGAAGCACAGUUCUCCAUAAUGGCUCAAACAGCAAUGAAACAUAGCAAAGGAGGGAGAAAAUUCCCCGGAGAAGGAUCUGCAUUCUUGGACUAACUUAACUCCAGAUGUUCAUGAGAUAUUUUGCCAGGGCAUUUUCAGCUAUGGCUGGACCCAGGCCUGUGGUGCUAAGCGGCCCGUCCGGGGCGGGGAAGAGCACGCUACUGAAGAAGCUCAUGAAGGAAUACGACAGCGUGUUUGGCUUCAGUGUGUCCCACACAACAAGAAAUCCUCGUCCUGGAGAAGUAAAUGGCAAAGAUUAUCAUUUUGUUACACGAGAGGUGAUGCAGGCAGGGAUCGACAAUGGAGACUUCAUUGAACACGCAGAGUUUUCAGGGAACAUGUACGGGACGAGUAAAGCGGCCGUGCAGGACGUCCAGGCCAAGAACCUCAUCUGUAUACUUGACAUUGACAUGCAGGGUGUGAAGAACAUUAAAAGGACAGACCUCAAUCCCAUCUACAUCUCCAUCCAGCCUCCAUCCAUGGAGGUCCUGGAAAAACGUUUAAGAGACAGAAAAACUGAGUCAGAGGAGAGCCUCCAGAGGCGUUUAGAUAUAGCCAGAGUGGACAUGGAAAUUAGUAAAGAGCAAGGAUUAUUUGAUUCAGUGAUUAUCAAUGAUAACUUGGAGGAAGCUCUUGGGCAGUUAAAAAAAGCUCUUCUUGAGGAAAUCAAUAAGGUCAAGCAAACCAGCAUGUCUUCGUAGGAUACUGCAGCAUCCUUGCACCUUUUUGGUCCCGUCCAGAUACUCCUCACAGAACCACAGACCUCCUCCAAGUUGAGAACAUUCCCUCAGAUGAAGCUCAGACGUCCUUUAGUGGAUACGUAAAUAUGUAGAUUUUACAUGUUAUUUAGGAGUAGGCAUUACCAAUGAUAUGUAGAAUUUAAAGUGGAACAUUUUUAAACAACAUAAAGAAUUUUCCAUGUUUGUAUUUUUAUUUGUAUGACAAAAAAUACUCCAAUAUUGGGUUUUUUUUCGUAUUAGUGGCUUUGUACAAAUGACAUUUUGCUGGGUAGGGUUCACAGAACACCAACAUAAACAGGAGACUCAUUCCAUCCUGAGGACAAACUGAUUUUCAAAGCACUAAAUUCUGAACAUGUUGGUGUGAGACAGCUUGUAAUGCUGCCUCUUUUGAGGUCGUCUUGUGCAACCCCUAAUGAUAGAAUAGACAGCAGACGGUGCACAGCUUGGUCAAAGGCAGUCUGCCCUCAGGUUCCUGAGCAUGAAAAGUUCAGGAGGGAGACUAAAGCUCUGCAUUGAAGUUUAGAAAAAUAUGGUGACUGUUUACAUUCAUGAGGUUUGUGUGUGUUAACUGAACUGAUGAAUUAAUAAACUAUUCCAGUAUCUUUUUACA
This is a messenger RNA of Cheilinus undulatus (humphead wrasse), 1539 nucleotides long. It is a transcript of the gene guk1a, whose product is annotated as guanylate kinase 1a. NCBI's taxonomy places the organism in Eukaryota, Metazoa, Chordata, Actinopteri, Labriformes, Labridae. Gene Ontology annotation, biological process: purine nucleotide metabolic process. Gene Ontology annotation, cellular component: cytosol. The record is from RefSeq and is a predicted model, not a curated record. The transcript is spliced from 8 exons. Gene Ontology annotation, molecular function: GMP kinase activity. The coding region runs from base 255 to 890 and encodes 211 amino acids.